AUGGCUUUCCCCGGCAAGGAUGAUAAUCUUGACUGGGCUAUUAACUAUGCAAAAGCCAUCGAGGAGGGCCGCUGGGUUGCGAGAGACAUCUGCGGAUCUGAUUCCGAGAGGAUGUCCUCCGAGAACAUAGUGAAAUACCUGAAAAGUGAACCAGAUCUGAAAGCCAUUACUAACGUUGCGGAGGUGUCGGAGGCCGAGUAUCCCCUUAUGGCUGCCGUCGACAGAGGCAACAAGGGUAUCACACGUCAUGAAGGAAAAGUGGUCAAAAUGGCAGUCGGAGAAAAAAAUGCGAAAAAAGUUCUUCUUUUGGUCGGUAAAGGAAUCACAUUCGACACUGGUGGCUAUGAUCUAAAGGUAGAUUUCAAAGGCAGAGACGUUCAGAUCAUAACUGCUGCGACUCUAACGGGCCACGUUGUUCGCUGCUAUAAAUGGAUAACGGGUGCCAUGGAAAAUGGUCCGUCAAAGCAGGCUGGUUUCCUCAAAGCGUUGCGUAAAUCUGGUGAUCAGAUUUCUGACAUGUUGGAGACAACUGACUUAAAACUAAUAAUCCUUAAAUCGCAAAAGCCCACUCACGAUCAAGGAAUGCCGAACCUUCUACAGUACAUGGAAAGCAGUUCUAAGUCCGCACAGACCCUUUCAAACUUCCGAUAUCGCAUAUAUGCAAACGAAAUCUUAGGCGAAAUGACUCUUCGUAAAGAAGACUAUGACUUUAAUCUAACGCCCCUGGAAACGGAAGAUUACCUCCAGUGCAACAACGCCGGCAGCGUCUCAACCCCACGUGGACACCAAGCUCCGGCCGCGUUCAUGAUUCAAGCCAGUGGACUUGAUGCACAUGGCAUCGACAGCGAUGAGCCGAUCAGGUUUGCUCACCUUGACGUAGCAGGCAGUGCUGGCCUCAUCGAUACGGUGCCCACGGCUGCACCAAUGACGAUGCUCACAAACCACUACUUGAUGAAACCCGCUAAAUAA
Messenger RNA from Dibothriocephalus latus, 969 nucleotides. Lineage: Eukaryota; Metazoa; Platyhelminthes; Cestoda; Diphyllobothriidea; Diphyllobothriidae. The record is from the annotation of a GenBank genome assembly.